This is a messenger RNA of Stegastes partitus (bicolor damselfish), 6711 nucleotides long. It is a transcript of the gene rai1, whose product is annotated as retinoic acid induced 1. Gene Ontology annotation, cellular component: nucleus. The record is from RefSeq and is a predicted model, not a curated record. The transcript has 3 exons. Gene Ontology annotation, biological process: regulation of transcription by RNA polymerase II; circadian regulation of gene expression. Bases 1 to 6711 code for a protein of 2236 amino acids. Lineage: Eukaryota; Metazoa; Chordata; Actinopteri; Pomacentridae.
AUGCAGUCCUUCCGUGAGCGCAGCGGUGGUUACCACAGCAACCAACCCUGCUACCAGCAGGAGCCCCAUGAAUUAUCCCGCCUGGAGACCUACCGGCAACACCCGCAUCAUCCCCACCCCCAGCAUCCGCACCCAGGCCCCGGUCCACAUCCAGGCCCGGGCCCGGGGCACGCCAGGUCGGGCUAUGAGGCCCAUUCGCUGACAAACCCUACGAGCAUGACCCCAGCUGGAGGACCGGGAAUUGGAGGAGGACCCAAGGACUGUUACAGCCAGCAAGCCUACGCUGGAUACCCAGGAAAUGGUGGAGGGAACGGAAGUGGAAAUGGGGGCUCAGCACCAUCACAGGCAAAGAAAGCCUUCAGAGGAAACAAAGUGCCCCCACCAAACCCCGGUCAGCACCUGCAGGGUCCUGGGGGCUACAGCAACCACAUGGGCCCUUCAAAUUACUCAGCCCAGUAUAUAAGCGAGGGCCACCUGCAGCAGAAGUGGGAGGACCCCGCCCAGUUAGCACAGUAUGACCAGGAGAUGGUGGGACGUUUGGAGGCUGGUGGUACCCCUGCCCCUAGCUCCUCCCAGUACAUGGACCAGAACAUGCUGGGGCACUCCCAGACGCAGUGCCACCAGCCCUCUACCCCUGCCUACACCAGCCCCCACCACCAGCCUCACCCCCCUAACCCUGCCCCCUCACCUCUCAUGUACCCCCAGAGUCACCUGCACUACCCGCAGCACUCACCCUCCCCAUCGUCAUACAUGGAAAAGUGCAGCCCGAUGCCCCAUUGUUAUAAAGGUUACAGUAUGCCUCCAAAUUCCCAGUAUGGCAGGCAAAUGAGCAGCCACAGCAAUCUGAAGCAGGGGGGCUACAGGUCGACCCAGAACAGUUACGGUUACCAGCAGGCUCCCUCUAGAGGUUAUGAGCAGCAGCCCCCUUUACAGGCCAUGACCAACCCCCAGGAGCCCCACCCCAAAUACCAACACUACAGCCAAGCCCAACAAAACUACUGUCUCUCAGAGCUGCCUGUCAGGUCACCAGAACAGUAUUACCAGACUUGUAGCCCCUCCUCAAGCCACUCUCCUGCACGCUCUGUAGGCCGCUCCCCUUCCUACAGCUCCACCCCUUCGCCACUAAUGACCAAUCCAGAGUCAUUCCAGUACGGUCAACCACCCAUGACCCCUGGGACAGCCUCGUCCUCAUCGUCCUCUUCCACUGGAAUGCAGGAGCAAGCCAGUGCUAACACCAUGCUGAUGCCCCCACGCUCACACCCCUCACCCAAUGUACCCCAUGCAGCCCCCCACAGCUACACUACGACACCGCAGGUCCCCACCAUGAAAGAACGUUUCUCAGAAAAACUAUUAUCAAACCCCAGCUUGUGGAGCCUGAAUGUCCUCACCUCUCAGGUGGAGAACAUCUCCAAUAAUGUCCAGCAACUGCUGCUCUCAGAAGCCCUGGUUGCAAACAAAAAAGGCAGCAAGCGCAGCAGUGGAGGGAGCAACAGCAGUGCUGGAAGUGUUGCAUCCUCCAAAAAGGGUGAGGAGUACAAAAGUCCUCCAUAUCCAGAUGGGGGUGGUAGUGUCGGUGGGGGCCCCAUGCAGGACCCUUACUCCACCCCACAGCACCAGCCAAUGCCCAUGGAACUCCAUGAGGGUGGCUACUCCAGCAGCAGCGAUGAACCACUGGAAAGAGGCUACUACUACUUUGGCCAGGGCAGAAGUCCAGCCCAGGCUCACAACAACACACAGCUCAGCCUGGACACAGCAUCUUCAUGCUCCAUGGCAUCUCCAGAUGAUAUGUCUACUAGGUCUGGGGACUCAGGUCUGCACAACCUCACACCUGAUCCUACUAGAUGUCAGUCAGGGCAGGGAGGAGAUGGCAUAAGUACACCAGUGAAGAGCAUUGGUGAUGAGAGGUCACCAACAAGUAUUACAAUCCCCAGCCCUAUGAAACAAGAAAGAGACUCUCCUUCAGAUAUACAGCAUAUCAAUGAACCUGUCAAAGAGAACUUUGAAGAAUCAGCUUGGACAGAAAAAUCGGGUGACAAAGAGGAGGUGACAAUAGAAAAAACUCCUGCCUGUGAGAGAGAUUCAGAGACAACUAAAUCUCCAGAGAAGCUAGAGAAAUGGUCAGAUGACGAGAAAAGCCCAGCUGUCUACGGCAAAUUAAACAAAGAGGUGACAGAAAAAAGGUACUGCUAUGACGAGACAGUGUACCAAGAGGUUCCGAGCAAAUACGAUCCCGAUGCAAGAGACUCCGUUGAACAGUCUCCAGCAGCUCUCUCUGACUCCAGCCACAAAGGUCACUUUGGCCAAGAGAUGAAAUCAGAGGCCUUCAAAUCAGAAUCUCCAACUGCGUCUGAGAGCUCGGUGAAAACGCUGCCUUUUAUUUCUAGGGGCGACCUUGAGCCAGAUCAAUACUCCACAGAGAAGGAGGACAGCUCAGAGAGCACCUCUCCAACGCCCCAAGUUGAGGCCUUGGAAGAGAGCAACCUAGACAAGAGAGAGAGCAGAGAUCAGGAGAAUGAAGAAGAGGGAGGAGAGAAGGCAGGGGGAGAGGAGGAGGAGGAUAAUAAAGAGGAACAAGAAGAAAUACAGAAACAACAGGAAUGUUCUCUUUCUCCUCCUUUGUCUGCAGAGGUGAGGGAGGAACUGGGGGAGGGUGAGACAGAGAGCCAGUCAUCAACUGAGGAGCACAUGAAUAAUAGAGAUGGGCCAGAGAAGCCUUCUGGAGACCUCAGCAGCAGGACAGAGAGUCAGAGUGCUGAGCUCCAUACUGACAAUGAGUUUGCAGGAGCACCUGCCCAUCCGAACACAGCAGCAGCAACCGCAGCAGCAGAUGCAUCUGCAAUGGAGUCAGCCAUCGGUGAUACUGCGCCUCAGCCGCAGUCUGCUAUGCCAGUCUUCUCUGCUCUCAAUGACAAGGCAACACCUCCAGCUCUGGCCAGGGAUCAUAUUGAUCACAGUGAUGCUAAAGUGCUGGAGCCAGACUCUCCUCAGCUACCAGGAAAGUCGAUACUUCCCUCAGCUCCCUCCUGGGCAGACACUCCACCCUCCCCGAAAAAAGGUGAUGAGGACAUGGAACCAGGCAUCAGCUGUGCCAGUGCUGUGACCCCCUUGGCCAAACCAGAGCCUGUCGUCCCAUCUGCUCAGCCGAGGGCAUUCGGACGUAAGCAUGCCAGGGGCAGAAGGAGAAUCAUGCAUUCAGGUGUGGGAAUCAGGCGACAACUCGCCUUAGAGAGGGAAGGGGAAAAGGAAGAGGAGCGAGCUCCCUCGCCUGCACAAAAACCGAGCAUGCCUCCGAGCAAAACUGUGCUAUUCUCAGAUCAAAUGGACCUAGCUCAUCAGGAAUCUAUUGUGAGCCAAACUCCCAAAAUGUUAGCUGAUGGUUUUCGUUCAAGAAUGUGCACUCGCUCAUUCAAUGCACCGGAUUUGCCACCCAAAGUUGAGCCUCACGUCAAGAGAAAACCAGGCCCAAAACCAGGCUCAAAGCCAGGCCCAAAACCAGGGCCCAAGCCAGGGGCAAAACCAGGGCCCAAACCAGGGGCAAAACCAGGGGCAAAACCAGGGCCUAAACCUGGUCUAAAGCCUGGACCAAAACCCGGACCAAAACCCGGGCCAAAACCAGGGCCAAAACCAGGGCCAAAACCUGUGCCAAAUGAACCAGAGCUGCCACCGAAAAUUGAGACUCCUAUAAAACGAAAGCCAGGUCCAAAACCAGGUUCAAAACCUGGACCAAAACCUGGGCCCAAACCUGGAUUAAAACCUGGACCAAAACCUGGUCCAAAACCUGCUCUAAAGCCAGGUCCUAAACCAGGACCUAAGCCUGGAGCGAAGCCCUUAGACGUGUUGCCUCCCACUGAUAUGGCACCCAUCAGGGCCCCAGUGGGUCGCCCUAAAGGCUCAGUGUCCAAAGCAAAACUGGUGCAACAAGAAGAAAUAAUUCAACCUGCAACAGGACUGCAGAGCAGAAGCAGGAAGAGCCUAAAAGCUAUAAUAUCAGUAAACCAGGAUGAAAAACUAACACAGCCUGAGGAAAAACAAGCACACCAUGAGGUCAAGGCACCAGAGAAGGAGGGUAAGAACAUGGUCUUGAGAUCCAGAAAGCCUUCACAGGAAAAACUAUCAAAAGAAAAAGAAAAAAUCAUAGGUGAAGACUUUCUAACACAGACACUAACAGAAAUUAAAGCCAGUGAUGUUUCUCCAAAAGCAGAAGAGCUCACACCUGUGGAACAAACUCUAGCUCCCAUUCCCAAUGCAGUCAAAACCACAGAUGUUCCAGGAGACCCACCUGUACUGUCAGUCCCAGCUGAGCAAUCUGAAGAAAAGACACCCCUUCUACUGAAGCGAAAGCCUAGCCCAGAACUUUCUACAACACCAGUAAAGAAAAAAAGGGGUCCAAAACCUAAACCAAAACCCUUACCACCCGAACCCACCCUGCUGGAACAGGCUGUCCCUACACCGAAAGAGAAGGGGGUUCGGGGCCCCAAAAGAAAGCGAGGGCCACCCAAGAAAGCCUCCGUGGUCGUUCCUGUAACCAAAGACACUCCUCCCAGCAUCAGUGGACCUGACAUCACUAGUGAUGUGCCUGUGGCGCCGCCUCAGUGCCCCACCAAAACUAAAGUUCUCCCACCACGCAAAGGCAGGGGGCAGAAAUAUGAGGCCAUGGUGCAGAAGAUUACGUCUCCUGGCUCAAAGAAACACCUCCCAAUUCCCCAGCUAGACAGCAAUCUAACUGACGAUGUGACAACCAAGGCUUUGUCUGAACAUGUCCUGAAGGAAGGGGAGACGUCGUUGCUGAUAAAUAACACCGACGUGGCAGAAGGACUGAAACAGCAAGAGGGGGUGGUGAGAAAAGAGGAGGUGGCACAAGAGAGAGAAAAGCAUGAGGUGACUCAAGAGAUAUCAACACCAGAAGGGGUGAGACAAGGGGUGGAAGAAGAGGUUGUAAAUAAGAACGAGACAAAACUGGAGGAUGUCGUAGCUGACAAGGUUUGGAGUUCAAUCGAGUCCCCAGUAGAAGUCCUGGCUCCAGGUGACUGGACACAGCAGGCCUUAGAGGGUGCAUCUACUGUCGCAAGCAAGUCCGCCAGGACCAAAAGGAAGAGAUGGGCCAUGGUGGAGAGCACAGAUGCUUCAGUAGUAGCCUUGGAAGCAGGGAGCCUAAUAGUUACAACACCAAGGUUAGCCAAGCAGAGGGCCAUUAAAAACAACCACGAGAUGCACCUAAAGCAGAGGAGAAAGAAGAGAAAAGGCCAAGGCGGCCCUCUGGAGGAAACAGAGAUUGUUGAGGAGAUAAACACUGAAGCAGCAGAACAACAAGAGAGUUUAGAGGAGAAGGGAACCCCCACAGAGUCCACAGUACCUCUGCCAAUCAGCCCAGAUGAGAUCACAGAGGCCUCCCAGGUUACCAGUACAGAAGUCAUCCUCAAACCCCGAAGAGGCAGGAAACCAUCAGCAAACCCAACCAAAAGGAAAAGAAGCAAAGCUUCAUCAGAGCAGAUUCUUGGCAAGCCAGUGAAGAUACACAAAAAGCCUGGGCCAAAACCGGGGAUGAAAGAUGCCAUGGAGGUAAUAGAGGCGGUAGUAAGAGCUGCUAGUUGUGAACAGACUGAAAAAGAGGAGAGAGAAAAGGAAGACAGGGAAAGAGGAGAACCAGAGACCACAGAGAAAGAGGAAACAUGCAUUGUGGGUCCUGUAGUCACAGUAUCAGAGAAACAGACGGAGGUUAUAUCUGUGAAAAGAAUUCGGCGCAGACCAGUCCAUCAAAAUCCUAAACUAUCUUUCUGCCCUUAUGUACGGAUUAACAACUCCAGAGACUUUUCCUCUUGGUGUGCCAUCGUCAACAAACCCGAGGACGCCGUCAUAUUUCAGAGACGCAGGAAAAAGGGCAUAUUAAGAAUGAGGAAUCCGUUCACGGUCGCAAAAGUAGUGCCACACACUGCUGCCAUGUUACAGGGACCCAUGGUAAAUAAAAAUCUAAUUGGUAGGUGUCUUACAUGUUCCCUGUGUGGAAAGCCAGCAAAUUACAAAGACCUGGGGGAUUUAUGUGGACCCUACUACACAGAGGACGGCGUUCCACGGAAAAUCCUGACGAUCAGGCACACAGAAUCCUUCAGGGAAGACUCAGACAAGCCUAAUGACGACAACAGUAGCAGCAACGAGGCACCGGGCAACUCCUCAAAGACUGAGGGUGAGGCCAGCACAGAAAAGGAGGAGAACACGGAAUCAUCCUCUCAAGAGGGCAGCGGUAGCAGGCACCAUCACUGGCGCUACCGACGGGCGGAGAGAACAGAAAGACCGGGUCGGGAGGGUGGUCCGCGAAGAUUAACGCUACGAGAGAGGUUCAGGAGGAUGAAGCAGCUCCAGGCCAUCAGCACAUUGGCCCCGGGGGACCAAGAGGGCAACGACAGCAUGUUCCAAAGGCUACAAAUGGAGGCAGAGGCUAAGGAGCACUGGGCCCAUGAAAACUGUACCAUCUGGACCAAGGGGAUAAUUAUGGUAGCUGGGCGACUAUAUGGCCUGAAGGAAGCUGCCAACAACUCAGCCCAAACGAGCUGCUACAAGUGCCAGAUUGUGGGGGCGUCCCUCAGCUGCUGUUGGAGAGGCUGCUCUCAUAAAUACCACUAUGUCUGCGCCAAAGAGAUAGGCUGCACAUUCCACGAGGAUGACUUCUCCAUCAAAUGUCCAAAACAUGAGGUAAGGAAAAAACCACAAAACUAG